UGCCUACACAAAUAUGACCGGGUCGAAUAGGAUUUCCCCCCCAAGCUGUGCGCCAUGCCGAGACCUUCUAUUUAACGCCUAGCUUGUCUCUAUUAGCUACAACCAGUCAAGACAAAACAAUGUCAAUGUCACAUGGCCAAACAAGAGCAAUGGAAAGCUUGCUGGUGCUUCUCUCCCUUGGAGUCCUCGUCCAGCUCGCCGGCUGCAGCCCUCCGCCGGACCCGGUGAUCUGCACGCAUGGCACGUCCAACUGCACCAUCGCCAACACGUACGGCUCCUUCACGGACCGCACCAUCUGCCGCGCGGCCAAGGUCACCUACCCGGGGACCGAGCAGGAGCUGUUCGCGGCCGUGGCAGCCGUGGUGUCCACAAAACAGAAGGUGAAGGUGGCCACCAAGCACUCACACAGCAUUCCCAAGCUGGCGUGCCCCGGCGGCGACGAAGGUACACUCAUAAGCACGGCGCGGCUCAACCGGACGGUGUGCAUCGACGUCGCGAAACGGCUCAUGACGGUGGAGAGCGGCAUGCUCCUUCGGGACCUGAUCGAGGCCGCUGCCGCGGCGGGGCUGUCCCUGCCUCACUCACCGUACUGGUACGGCCUGACCAUCGGGGGCAUGUUGGCGACGGGAGCGCACGGGAGCUCGCUGUGGGGAAAGGGAGGCGCCGUGCUCGAGUACGUGGUCGGGCUGAGGAUCGUAACUCCGGCGCCGGCGAGCCAGGGGUUCGCCGUAGUGAGGGAGCUAGGUUCCGAUCACCCAGUGUUAGACCUGGAUGCCGCGAAGGUCUCCCUUGGGGUUCCCGGCGUCGUCUCUCAGGUAACUCUGACCAUGCAGCCGUUGUUCAAGCGGUCGGUGACGAUGGUGCAGCGCGACGACUCAGACAUGGCGGAGAAGGUGGCUGUGUGGGGCCACCUCCACGAGUUUGGCGACAUGACGUGGCUGCCGUAUCAGCGCAUGGUGAUCUACCGCCAAGACGACCGCGUCGACGUCUCGACCCCAGGCAAUGGCCUCAAUGACUUGCUCCUUUUUCGCGCCAGUCCCACCCGCAGGCUCGUCGACGCAAGAGUCGCCGAGGAGCGCCUGCAGGAGAACGGCACUGACACCGCCCGAUGCACGGCGGCGCAGCAGCAAGCGGCCGCCUUCGAGCAACGGUCCUAUGGUUUCACGAACGACGGCGUCUCUUUCACAAGAUACCCGGUGGUGGGGUACCAACACCGCAUCCAGGCGUCUGGCACAUGCCUCAGUAGCCCAGAGGAUGGCCUCCUCACCUCCUGCGCAUGGGACCCACGCAUCCGAGGCUCCUUCUACUACAACUCCGGCUUCAGUGUCGCAGUCUCCAAGGCACGGGCAUUCGUCGUUGACAUGCAACGUCUCCGCGACCGCAACCCGGACAUGUUUUGUGCUGCCCUCGACUCCAAGGUGGGCGUGGUCAUGCGGUACGUCAAGGCGUCAUCGGCUUACCUUGGUAAAAAGGAGGACUCGGUCGACUUCGAUAUCGUCUACUACCGGAGCCAUACAAACGGCAUGCCGCGUGUGCACGCCGACGUGGUGGACGAGAUCGAGCAAAUGGCACUGCGCAAGUACGGCGGCCUCCCGCAUUGGGGAAAGAACUGGAACUUCGCCUUCUAUGGUGCCAUCACAAAGUACCCGAAAGCUCAUAAGUUCCUUAAAGUGAAAAAUAAGUACGACCCCGAUGGGCUCUUCUCCAAUGAGUGGACUGACCAAGUACUUGGUAUCAAUGGAACUCCCAACGUCAUCAAAAAGAGUUGCGCCAUCGAAGGACUCUGUGUAUGCUCCAGUGACUUGCAUUGUGCUCCGGAGCAGGGCUACUUAUGCAAGCCAGGGAAGGUGUACAAGAAGGCUCGAGUCUGCUCGUUCAUCACGGAUUAUUAG
Aegilops tauschii subsp. strangulata is the source of this 1892-nucleotide messenger RNA. Its product is annotated as L-gulonolactone oxidase 2. Gene Ontology annotation, molecular function: FAD binding; D-arabinono-1,4-lactone oxidase activity. Gene Ontology annotation, cellular component: membrane. Lineage: Eukaryota; Viridiplantae; Streptophyta; Magnoliopsida; Poales; Poaceae. The record is from RefSeq and is a predicted model, not a curated record.